Dryobates pubescens (Downy woodpecker) is the source of this 1388-nucleotide messenger RNA. It is a transcript of the gene KRT18, whose product is annotated as keratin 18. The record is from RefSeq and is a predicted model, not a curated record. Gene Ontology annotation, molecular function: structural molecule activity. The transcript has 7 exons. Gene Ontology annotation, cellular component: keratin filament. Bases 1 to 1320 code for a protein of 439 amino acids. NCBI's taxonomy places the organism in Eukaryota, Metazoa, Chordata, Aves, Piciformes, Picidae. Gene Ontology annotation, biological process: intermediate filament cytoskeleton organization.
AUGAGCUUCUCCCGCAGCAGCAGCAGCUUCUACUCCAGCUCCCAGCGCUCGGGGGUCGCCCCCAGCCUGGUCUCCAGCCGCCGCCUGCCCACCCUGAGCAGCGCCGCCAGCGUCUACGCCGGGGCCGGGGGCUCCGGGUCCCGCAUCUCCGUCACCCGCACCAGCAGCGUCAGCGGCUCGGCAGGCGGCUAUGGGGCCGGCUAUGGGGCCGGCUAUGGGGCUGGCUAUGGGGGCAGCUUGCUGUUCGCCGGCGCCGGAGCGGUGGCCAACGAGAAGGAGACGAUGCAGGACCUCAACGACCGCCUGGCCACCUACCUGGAGAAGGUGCGGAGCCUGGAGCAGGAGAACCGGCGCCUGGAGGUCCAGAUCCGCGAGUUCAUGGCCAAGAAGGGGCCCAGCACCCGCGACUGGAGCAGCUACUGGGAGGUCAUCGAGGACCUGCGGGACAAGAUCUUCGAUGCCACCGUGGAGAAUGCCAGGACCCUGCUGCAGAUGGACAACGCCCGGCUGGCAGCCGACGACUUCAGGGUCAAGUACGAGGCCGAGCUGGCCAUCCGCCUGUCGGUGGAGAGCGACAUCUCCGGGCUGCGGAAGGUGAUCGACGACACCAACAUGGCCAGGCUGCAGCUGGAGGGCGAGAUCGAGGCCCUCAAGGAGGAGCUCAUCUACAUGAGGAAGAACCACGAGGAGGAGGUGAAGAGCCUGCAGGCGCAGGUGGCAGACUCGGCGCUGACGGUGGAGGUCGAUGCCCCCAAGUCCCAGGACCUGGGCAAGAUCAUGGCCGAGAUCCGGGCACAGUACGAUGCCCUGGCCCAGAAGAACCUGGAGGACCUGGAGAAGCAAUGGGGGAGGCAGAUCACCGAGAGCACCAUCGAGAUCACCCAGAGCAGCAAGGAGGUCGACACAGCUCGCAGCACCCUGGUGGAUCUCCGCCGCACCGUCCAGACCCUGGAGAUCGACCUGGACUCCAUCCGCAACCAGAAAGCUGGGCUGGAGGCCAACCUGCUGGAGGUGGAGAACCGCUACGGGCUGCAGAUGGAGCAGCUCAAUGGCCUGAUCCUGCGCACCGAGGCCGAGCUGCUGCAGGUCCGCAGCGAGCUGCAGCGCCAGGCCGAGGAGUACCAGACCCUGCUCAACGUCAAGGGCAAGCUGGAGGCCGAGAUCGCCACCUACAGGCAGCUGCUGGAGGGAGGAGAGGAGUUCAGCCUGGGGGACGCCCUGGAGAAGGAGACCACAAGCACCACGCAGAGGUCCACGCAGAAGCUGGUGGAUGGCAAGGUGGUGACAGAGACGAAGGAGGUGAAGAUCAGGACCUACUGAGCCGGAGCAGGGCGAGUCCUGCACCCCCGGGGGUCCCCAAGAGACCCCCUGAACCAAAUAAAAUGACA